AUGUACAGCCAACGAGAAAUAAAUGACUUAAAAGUUCGCAAUCAUUGGCUGAUAAGAGAAUUAAAAAGAUCCUCGUAUUUAAUCGGUGUCAAUCUCAGUACACAAACAUUUCUUAAGGGUUGGCUAAAAAUUAUCAACGUACUACUCAUCAUAGCAAGUUGCAUUGCAUUGUAUCCACAUUGGUUGAUGAUAGAGCAUGCCGAAGGCAAUUUGUCCUUAAUAGCAGAGACAUCUACUACAGCUCUGCAAACAACUACUGCGUUAGUUAAAAUGGCGUUUAUUCUGUUCAAGCAACAUCGAUUACAUGAAUUACUUUAUAAAGCUGAAUAUCAUGAGCUACUGCAAGGAAUACAGAUUUUUAUGACAGAUAUGCCAAUCAGAAUCAGUCUAAAGAACGAAGCUAUAAGAAUUAUGGACACUACGUGGCAAGAAGCAAGGGGGCAACUCCUAUUCAGCUUAAUAUCGUGUAUAUGCAUUCAAGCCAACUACUUCUUUUACGCAUUUUUCAAAAAUUUAUAUCAUCAUUUGCAAGGGACACCCAACUAUGUGUACAUUUUGCCUUUCACCGGUUAUCCUAUGUUUCAUCACAAGGGAAUGAGUUCUUUCUAUUACAUAAUGGAUAUGUUUUUUGGCGCAUGCUCACUCCACUGCGCGGCAAUGUGUGCUAUUUGUGUACAAUGUACCUUUAUGGUUCUUUGCAAACACUGUUGUGGGUUGGUUCAGGUGCAGUGCCUAAUGUUGUUAAGAUCCACCUCACCGCUGGUGCCGAAAGUACGACGUGUCGAGUACUUACGAUACUGCGUCAUACAACAUCAACAGAUUCUUAGAUUUAUGGAAGGCAUCAAUCAGCUCUUCAGACAUAUAUGUCUGUCGCAUUUUCUACAUAGCUUAGCUAUUUAUGGGUUUGUGCUUUUCGAGAUGAGCUUUGGCUUGGAAUCGAAUAAAGUGAUAUUUGUUCGAAUGAUGAUGUAUCUUUGCGCAGCGUUGACAUGUGAUUGUAUGUUUUAUGUGAAUGGGCAAUUUUUAUCCACUGAGUUGGAAAAAAUUCCAUUGGCAUGCUAUAGCUGUGAGUGGUUUCACGAAUCAAGGGAGUUUAAGAUGAUCUUGAAAAUGAUUAUAAUGCGUUCAAAUAAACCAUUUUAUUUUCAAAUAUCUUGGUUCACAGUUAUGUCUUUGGCCACAUUGAUGGGUAUUUUCAAAGCCAGCGGAUCAUAUUUUGUGCUACUUCGUGACAUCGAUGAAGCUUGAUAUAAUAAAAGCGAGGCUAUAUUUUGGA
This is a messenger RNA of Ceratitis capitata (Mediterranean fruit fly), 1276 nucleotides long. RefSeq names its product odorant receptor 63a-like. Gene Ontology annotation, cellular component: plasma membrane. Gene Ontology annotation, molecular function: olfactory receptor activity; odorant binding. Lineage: Eukaryota; Metazoa; Arthropoda; Insecta; Diptera; Tephritidae. The transcript has 10 exons. Bases 1 to 1248 code for a protein of 415 amino acids. Gene Ontology annotation, biological process: detection of chemical stimulus involved in sensory perception of smell; sensory perception of smell. The record is from RefSeq and is a predicted model, not a curated record.